Molecule: messenger RNA, 836 nt
Organism: Rhinichthys klamathensis goyatoka
Lineage: Eukaryota; Metazoa; Chordata; Actinopteri; Cypriniformes; Leuciscidae
Product: SLAM family member 5-like
Exons: 5
Coding region: 78-836 (252 amino acids)
Source: RefSeq, a predicted model, not a curated record
CACACUAGAUUAAUUUCACAGUUCAAGACAGACCGCUUUCUGAGAUUUCCCUUAUAAUGUUACAGUGAUCAGAGAAAAUGGUUCAUGUUGUUUUGCUCAGCUUGUGUUUGUGGCGCCUGGAUGGAGUGUUUGCUGGUCCAGAUGCAGUGAAGUCAGUGUUGGUGAUGGAGGGAGAUUCAGUCUCUCUAAACUCUGAUCUCACUGAAAUGAUGGAUGAAGAUCUGAUUUACUGGAGGUUUGGAGAUGAAAACACUUUAAUAGUUGAUAUCAGUGUAAUGGCCGGCAGAAUCACUGUAUAUGAUGAUGUUCCUGAUGGGAGAUUCAGAGACAGACUGAAGCUGGAUCAUCAAACUGGAUCUCUGACCAUCACACACACCACAACUGAACACACUGGAGUUUAUCAACUAGAGGUCAAAGAUCGUGUGAGCAAGAGUUUCAGUCUCACUGUCUACGCUCGUCUGCCUGUUCCUGUCAUCAGUAGAGACUGUUCUUCAUCAUCAUCAUCAUGUUCACUGGUGUGUUCAUCAGUGUUGAAUGUGAGUAAUGUGACUCUCUCCUGGUACGCAGGAAUGAGUGUAUUGUCCAGCAUCAGUGUGUGUGAUCUCAGCAUCAGUCUCUCUCUACCCCUGGAGGUGGAAUAUCAGGAUAAAAACACCUACAGCUGUGUGCUGAACAAUCCCAUCAGCAACCAGACCACACAUCUGGACAUCAACACACUCUGUCACACAUGUGCAGUUGAAGCUGUGCUGCGAUUGGUCGUCACUGCGCUGAUGGGCGUGGCUUCUGCGGCUGCUGUUGUUCUUCUGGUCAAUGACGUCAGAGCUUCAAGAGAUUGA